Messenger RNA from Puma concolor (puma), 4677 nucleotides. The record is from RefSeq and is a predicted model, not a curated record. NCBI's taxonomy places the organism in Eukaryota, Metazoa, Chordata, Mammalia, Carnivora, Felidae.
AUGAGCCAUGAGAGCCUGGGUGGCGUGGUGAUUGGCGUCGGCUUCCAGCCGGAGUCGCGAUCUGCCAGCGGUCCGUGCGCCGACCAGGCCCUGGAUAGAUUUGCGAUGAAGAAGUUCUACGAUGAUAAAGUUUCGGAUUUAAUGCAGCCGUCCCAGAAACGGUACGUUCAGUUCCUCAGUGGGCUCCUGUCGGGGACGGUGAAAAUGAACACAUCGCCACUGUUCCUGCAUUUUGUCAUCCUGCACGGCACUCCCAACUUUGACACGGGCGGAGCGUGCCGGCCCUUUCUGAAGCUCUACCAGGCCAUGCAGCCCGUGUACACAUCGGGGAUAUACAACAUCGGCCCAGGAAACCAAGGCAGCGUCCACAUCGCCAUCGAGCCGGCCCAGCUGCUGAAGGGGGACAUCAUGAUCAAGUGCUACCACAAGAAGUACCGUUCAGCCACCCGCGACGUCAUCUUCCGCCUGCAGUUUCACACCGGGGCCGUCCAGGGCUGCGGGCUGGUAUUCGGGAAGGAGGAUUUGGACACCGCCAGCCAAGAUGACCGUUUUCCUGAUAAUGGCAAGAUUGAGUUAGUUUUCUCUGCCACUCCUGAGAAGAUUCAAGGCUGUGAACACUUGUGCAAUGACCACGGAGUGAUCGUGGACUUCAACACAGCAGACCCCCUGAUCCGCUGGGACUCGUACGAGAGCCUGAGUGCCGGCGGAGAAGUGCCGCACACGCAGGGCCCGGUCGAUGGCAGCCUGUAUGCCAAGGUGAGGAAGAAGAGUGCCUCAGAUCCCAGCGUCCCAGGUGGGGCCCCGGCCGUCCCCGCCACCACCAGCCCAGACCACAGUGACCACACCCUGUCCGUCAGCAGCGACUCUGGCCACUCCACCGCCUCCGUCAGGACCGACAGGACGGAGGAGCGGCUGGCUGCGGGCCCCAGGCGGGGCCUCAGUCCCCAGGAGAAGGCCGAGCUGGACCAGCUGCUCAGCGGCUUUGGCCUGGAAGAUUCCGGAAGCCCCCUCAAGGAUAUGACCGAUGCUCCCAGCAAGCACAGCGGCACACGCCACGUCGUGCCGGCUCAGGUGCACGUGAACGGAGACACCGCGCUCAAGGAGCGGGAGACGGACAUCCUGGACGACGACAUGCCCGGCCACGACCUGCACAGCGUGGACAGCAUCGGGACCCUGUCGUCCUCGGAGGGACACCAGUCGGCCCACCUGGGCCCCUUCGCCUGCUACCAGAGCAGCCAGAACUCCCUCCUGUCCGACGGCUUUGGCAGCAGUGCUGGCGAAGAUGCGCACGGCGGCCUCGCCCCCGACCUGAGCCUCGGCGUGGAUGCCCCGUUCGAGCGGGAGCGGGCUUUCGGGAUCCGAGAGGCCAAGCAGCCACCCCCGGCGUUGCGGAGGCCCUCCGUGUCCGCGCAGACACAGGCCUACGGGCAGAGCGGCUACUCCACACACACCUGGGUGUGCCAGCAGCAGAUUGUGGCCGCCCAGCAGUACAGCUUUGCUCCCGACGGGGAGGCCAGGCUCGUCGGCCGUGGCCCGGAGGACGGGUCCGGCCUGCUGCAGGCCCAGCCCCGGGUUCUGGUCACCCCCACCCGGGGGACCAGCAGCAGAGUGGCCCCACAGAGGAGCGUGGGCCCCGGGCCCCACCUCCCCGAUGCACAGCGGCCCCCUCCAGGCAAAGCCUUCAAGCCCAGGUUUCCAGACGUCAGGGUCCUGAACGGGACCGGACCGGAGCCCGGCGCGGACCCCUCCCCGGGCUCGCCCACCCUGGACAUCGACCAAUCCAUCGAGCAGCUCAACAGGCUCAUCUUGGAGCUGGACCCUACCUUUGAGCCCGUCCCCACCCACAUGAACACGCCGGGCAUCCAGGCCAACGGCCCCAUGCCGCCCGACAGCCUGGGAGGCAGGCUGUGGGACACGGGAGAGGGCCCCGGCAGGGCCCCGGUGCGGCAAGGAGGCCAGGCCGUCCUGCGCUGGAUGGUGGUGAUGGAGAUGAUGACAAUGGUGACGAAGGUAGUAAUGGAGGAGAUGGUGGGACUGAUGAUCACCAGGGUGAUACUGGCGUUGUUCAUGACGGUGGUUAACAGCGAGAGCUCCCCAGGGGACGAGCCACCGGGCGGAAGAUUCCGGAAGCUCAGCCUCGGGCAGUAUGACAACGAUGGUGCGGGGCAGCCGGCCUUCCCCAAGUGUGGAUGGGGAAAGACCCCGGGUGCGGAACAGGCCGUGAGCCUGGCGCCUUUCCUGUCUCCGGCGGACGCCAAGGAGACGGUGGCUGCCGCGUACCCCCCAGACCCCGAUGGGAUCAGUGGCAGGAACUUCUCUCCAACCAAAAGCGGCAGUGACUCACCCUCUCCCACGCCCGCGUUUCCCGUGUCUGCGGAAACACUGUAUGCCCGCCUGGGUCGCAGACGGGCAGUGCCAGCGGUCUGUACAGAGGUGCUCACGAAGCUGGAAGAAGGCCUGCCCUUUACAGAGGAACUGGGGCCCCAGGGCCGGGGAGCUCCCUGCUCCGCAUCACGGCCGCCUGCCCGAGACCCCCAGCCGCUCUCCUGGAUCUUCCCAGGGGAGCGACGGCUGUCGGGAGGGGUCUGUCGCAGCCCCCGAACACUUACCAUACGCAGCGCGGUGUUCAAGUAUGACAUGCACAUAAACAAUCCGCAGGAAGUGCCCUGCCUGGACCUCGAGGACAGCGAUCCGGGGAUCUUCCUGGCCAGUAACAGAGAGGUGGCCCUGGGGGUCCUAGUGAGGGGCGCGGGCCUGCUGGCUUUCACCGGGGUGAUGAGUGCAUCAGAGGGCCAGGCAGGCAGUGGCUGGAAGCUCCCCUGUGUGUGUGCACCCGGGGCCAUUGCAGUGCUCUGGAGGCCCCGCUGGGACGAGAGCAAGAAACAGGUUUCCAGUGUCUUCUCCAGCCCCGUGGGCUUCCUGUGUCACACUCUCUGGAUGUCCCACAGGGACGGGCCUGCGCCCUGCACCUCUGAGGAUGGAGGUCGUGCCCUUUCUCCUCGAGGCCCCACUCCUGCUGGCCCUCCAUCCGCCGAGCUCCCAUGGGUGGAGAGCAGCCCCAAAGCCUCACUGGCCCUGUUGGGGAGCGGCCGGCCGGCAGGAAGCGUCCUGGGCUCCGGCGAGUUCCCUGGCUCCAGCCUCGGCCCCGACAGCCCCGGGCGGCCCCACCUCCCACCCGCCGAGCUCCAGGCCCCUUUCCACAACCACCAGCUGUCCCUGGCGGAGCCACCUGAAGCUCUGGGCCCCCCGAGUGGCCAGGCCUUCCUGGGCUUCGGCACUGCCCCCGUGGGGAGCUGCCUUGCCCCUGGGGACGACCCCGGGGCCUUGCUGGUCCAUUCUCACGGAACACCCCAGGCCCCCAGCACCCCGCGGACGGCAGCAGCGGCCGGUGACAGCGGCUUCCUGUCCUCCAGUUUUCUCACGGUGACGCCGGGCCACAGCGGCCACCACAGUCCGCUGACCCUGCCUGGGCAGCCGCCCCUACCCGAGAAGAAGCGAGCCUCGGAGGGGGACCGGUCUUUAGGCUCAGCCUCCCCUUCAUCCAGCGGCUUCUCCAGCCCCCACAGUGGGAGUUCCAUGAGCAUCCCAUUCCCCAACAUCCUCCCGGAUUUCCCCAAGGCGUUGGAGCCAGUGGCACCCAGCCCAGAUAAUGCGGGUGAUAAACAUGUGUCCGUGAACUUUGUCCAAGACACAUCCAAAUUCUGGUACAAGGCGGAUAUCUCCCGAGAGCAAGGUUGUCGUCUGCCCCAAGCUGCCAUCUUCCAGGACCCCGAGCCCAGGCCCCGGGGCCCAGGUUUUGAACGUGGAGGGAGGGGUGUGAUUUCAAAGCCGCAUAUUCGCCGCGAGCCCCCAGCCUCAGGCAGGAAGUUGGGAGGAUGGCUGUGCCAGGCCCAGCUGUCAGCCCUGGCCGAUGACGGCCACAUGGCCAUCGCCAUGCUGAAGGACAAGGAGCCUGGGUCGUUCAUCGUCAGGGACAGCCACUCCUUCCGAGGAGCCUACGGCCUGGCCAUGAAGGUGGCCACUCCCCCGCCCUCCGUCCUGCAGCUGAACAAGAAAGGGAGCCUGACGGCUUUGGUGUGUCAGCAUUCCAUCACACCCUUGGCUUUGCCCUGCAAGCUGCUCAUUCCAGACAGAGAUCCGCUGGAGGAAAUAGCCGAUAGUUCUCCCCAGACGGCGGCCAACUCAGCCGCCGAGCUCCUCAAGCAAGGGGCAGCCUGCAACGUCUGGUACCUGAACUCGGUGGAGACAGAGUCCCUCACCGGCCACCAGGCCGUCCAGAAGGCCCUGAGCCUCACGCUGGUCCAGGAGCCGCCUCCCUUGUGCACCGUCGUGCACUUCAAGGUGUCCGCCCAGGGCAUCACCCUGACCGACAACCAGAGGAAGAGCCACGUGCAACCCCCUGAUAUUCAGCCCAAAGGUUUUCUUCUUAGGAUGUGGCUCUUCUUCCGGAGGCACUACCCCGUGAGCAGUGUGAUUUUCUGCGCGCUGGAUCCACAGGACAGGAAGUGGAUCACAGACGGCCCCUGCUCGAGAGUCUUCGGUUUUGUGGCCCGGAAGCAGGGCAGCGCCACAGACAACGUGUGCCACUUAUUUGCGGAGCAUGACCCGGAGCAGCCCGCCAGCGCCAUCGUCAACUUUGUGUCAAAGGUCAUGAUCGGCUCCCCUAAGAAGAUCUGA